Ectocarpus sp. CCAP 1310/34 is the source of this 1191-nucleotide messenger RNA. The record is from the annotation of a GenBank genome assembly. Lineage: Eukaryota; Phaeophyceae; Ectocarpales; Ectocarpaceae.
GCCUUGGAGACUUCAAAGCGGGCGAAAAAGUACGGACUACCGGCCGUACCUCAGGCCUGAUCGGCCAGGCGAAAGGCGGACAGCAGCUGCUCAUGGAGAUGGGCUUGUGGGACGUUCCUGGCCAGGCUCCCAUUCGGGUUCUCAAGUGCAACGCGUGCAAAGAGGAAAGGAAGGCAAUAAAGGCAGCAAUAACUGCGUUCAACCGCGGCGGAGAGGCACGGCAGCAGGCGUUGGAUGAUGCUGCGCGCGAAGACCAGGACGGUGGAGGAGACGGUGCCUCGCCAGAGGAGGGGACAGAAGGCGGGGCGGCUGGCAACCGUGUCGGCACAAGGCGUCGCUGCUGCAUUAGGAAAGUUUUUGCAGAGCUCAAGGCGUUCAAGAUGGAGCUCAACAAGAUCGAAAAGAUGUUCAAGAAAGCGGGGCACAUCUGCAUAUUCUUGGCGAAGUAUCACCCAGAGCUCAACGCCAUCGAGCGGUACUGGGGAUACGUCAAGCACCUCCUUCGCCUCUCCUGCGAGUACUCUCUCCCGCAUAUGCUUGAGAUUCUGCCAGGCGCCUUGAGUGGCGUCCCGCUGGGGUUUGUUCGCGGGUGGAGCAGGGUGACGUGGCUGUAUCUCGAGGCCUACGACGAGGGAUUGGUGGACUACCUCGAGGUCCGCGACCUCAAGAACUGGUUGAGCCGCCGUUCCCCCACGGGGAGGGGUGACUCCGUGGUUCUGGCGAGGGCAGGGGCAGGGAAGACGGAGGAGGAGAAGAAGAAAGCAGAGGAGAAGGCGCUAGCAGCCGCGCAGGAGCUGCGUACUGAGUCGAUUAAGAGGGCGAAAAAGAAUUUCAAAUCGUUCAAGCAGAAAAGGGCGCUGCUCUCACUGUGCGAAAAGCGCGAGCAGCGCCCGCGGUCGCGGUCGCCUUUAACUUUGAAGGAAGCGUUCAGGUUGUUGGUGAGAUUCCUAGGAAAAUAAGCUGUCCGAAACGCGCAAGCGUGGACGGAGGUGUGUGUCGUGGUGUUUGUGUUUUUGUGUUUGUGGUGUUCACUUUAAGUAUAAUCAUUUUUGUGUGUUUGUGUCGUGGUGUUCGCUUUUGUAAAUCGUGUCCUGUGAGACGAGGGUUACCCGUUCAGAGCGUGUUUGGGCUCAUAGGACAUUUACAGUGUGAUUUGGGGGUUCCGGGAAGAGGUUAGGGGGCCCCGUGGGG